AUGCGCAACGAACCCCCACUCGGGAACAAAAUAUUCAAUAGUUGGCACAACCCCACUCUCCACUGCCGUAACGCUCAUAGUAAUGUGUCUCUCUCCUCCUUCUCUCCUCCUCUCCCUCCUCCUCUCCCUCCUCCUCUCCUUCGGCUUUUCCUCGGCAACUGUCACGUAUGCAGGCUUUGGCCAAGACCUUCUCGCGUGAUCCCGCGCCCCCCUCGUGUCUUCCUUUAUCUCCCCUACGGCCCGCCCCGCUAUCCGCUCCGCCGUGCCACGCGAUCCCUCCUCGUCAACCGCCCCUCCCCGUUUGUCAUCCUGACGAGGCGCCUGUCUGUGCGGAUAACGAGGCGAAGCCCCAGGCACAACUGGCGCCUGUACGUACAGUCUGAACUAACGUUCACACGCUACCAUGCGGCGCUCUUAUCCACCAAGAUACACUCGUCUCAGUCUUGCACUCACGUAGCUCGCAUUCCACUCGCUCUCCAGAUCCAAAAUCCCACCAAUCGCACCGUUCAAAACCGUUGA
This is a messenger RNA of Lachancea nothofagi CBS 11611, 519 nucleotides long. Lineage: Eukaryota; Fungi; Ascomycota; Saccharomycetes; Saccharomycetales; Saccharomycetaceae. The record is from the annotation of a GenBank genome assembly.